UUAACUCGGAGGUUUUGUGUAUAAAUAUGAACAAGCUACACCCUCAUCGACCCUUCUUCCAUCUCGUCAUCAAUCAAAAUCUCUUGUGUUGUAUUUUCUUCAAAUCAAAAUCAAAUAAUUUACUUUCGCAAACAAAAAGAACCCAUUUUUAUGAUUAUAAUUAACUUUUUUGAUCAUAUUUCUUUUCUUGGAAGAUCUGUUUAGAGAUGAUAAAUCCUUUUCCUCAUUUCUCAAGUGUAAUUUAUUAAAUAAUCGGUGGAAAUUCAGUCCAAUAAAUUAUCGACAACAUCAGUAACCUCUAAUAUCUCCACCUGUUCAAGAUUCAUUAGUUCUUGUUGCAUUUGGUGCUGAAUAUUUGAGAUCUUUGGUUUGAUAAUCGAUACUGGAUAGGCUGAAUUUCUACAGACUAUUACAAGUAAUUUGAUCUAAAAAAGUUCAAGAAAAACGAAGGGUUUUACUUUAAUAUGGAAGCUUUCUGUGAUCUCUGUAGGGUAGCUAGGGCAUUGGUGUAUUGUAAAUCCGAUGCAGCAAAAUUAUGCUUCCAAUGUGACAACCGCGUGCACUCUGCUAAUUCAUUAUCACGCAGGCACCCUCGUUCCUUCCUCUGUGAUAACUGUAACUUGCAGCCGGCUAUUGCCCACCAUCUGUUCGAUAAAAUGUUAUUUUGUCAAGUUUGUGAUAUGAAUGAGAAUGGAUGCUCAUCUGUGCAAGGACAUAGCAUUGAGGAACUCAAUGCCUAUACCGGGUGUCCUUCACAUGAUGAAUUUUUGAAGAUUUUGUCUACAAUUCGUGAUAGAGGUCCAAGUAUUGACCCUCAGUUCCAUCCUAUGACCAGUUUAAACCUCAAUGAGAAUCUUGUCAGUGAUCAAAACGAGGAUCAAAUGGGAUUAGUGGCAUCUACGCUCAAUGAAUUAGCAUCAGCAGUGAAGUUUGAGCCUUGGAUCGUUAAUCCAUCUUCAAUAAUCCCACCACAUUUGACCUACUUGCCAUCUUGUGAUCAAAAAGAUCCAAACCCUUUCUUCUCAGAUGGAUCAAACCUGACUAAGGAUGGAUCCGAUUUGAACAAUCUUGGACUUAAUGAAGGUGAAGUUUUAUGUGACAAUGUUGAUUUGGGCGAUGUUUCACUGAGUUUUGAAGGUGGUUAUGAGAUGUUUAAUGGUAUUCCUCAACCUCAAACCAGAUAUCCAUCCGAGGGUGGAGGUGGGGAUUGCCUUGUAAUGGAGAAAAACUUAUCAGUUACCGAAUCAAACAGUCAUAUAGAAAACACACUUGAGGCAACAUCAUCCGGACAACAAGAUUGCACCACUUUUCCGGCAUCACAAGUGGCGGCAUCUGCUAAUGUGUUGCAGGCGGUGAGUGGCGGCGGCGGCAACAUGCUUAUGAAUCCAAGCUGUAAUCAAAGUGUUGUGAACCUUGGAUUCCCCAAUAUGCCCCUUUCAUUAUCAAACAUUACUGGAGAAAGUAGUGCUACAGAUUAUCAAGAUUGUGGCUUAUCACCAAUGUUCCUCACGCGUGAAUCAUUGUGGGAGUCGAAUUUUGAAUCAAGCCCACAAGCAAGGGACAAAGCUAAGAUGAGAUAUAAUGAAAAAAAGAAAACACGAAUGUUUGGUAAACAAAUACGAUAUGCUUCUCGUAAAGCUAGAGCCGAUACUAGGAAGCGCGUAAAAGGUAGAUUUGUUAAGGCGGGUGAAGAGUAUGAUUAUGACCCUCUUGUGACAACGGGGUUUUGACUUUGCUAUAUAUAAGGUCCUCAGGAUCAAAUUCUGCUGAUAAUGGACCGAGUCACAACAUUUUUGAUUAGUGAUAACAUUUAUGAAACACCUUCGUGUUCUCCAUGGUAAAGGAUUUUGAAAGUGAGCUCCGUUUUGAAGCCGGUAAAGGAGGCCAUUGCUUGGAGUUGCAUUCUAAUUAAAUUUUUGAUUAGAUUAAUAUGGUUUUUAAUUCAGAAAACAAUAUUCAUUUCAGGCAAAUAAGUUCCACAUUAAUUCAUUUAUACUUGAUUUAAAGAAACAUUUUUUCCAUUAUGUUUUAUGUUACAUAAUAAAACCCGUAUACUUUUUUGGAUAUUGUGAGUUAUC
Molecule: messenger RNA, 2078 nt
Organism: Lactuca sativa (garden lettuce)
Lineage: Eukaryota; Viridiplantae; Streptophyta; Magnoliopsida; Asterales; Asteraceae
Product: putative zinc finger protein CONSTANS-LIKE 11
Molecular function (GO): protein binding; zinc ion binding
Source: RefSeq, a predicted model, not a curated record